AUGCACCUGUCCCUCCUUCCAUCUGCCCAUCCACCCGUGCACCUGUCCCUCCCUCCCUCCAUCCAUCCAUCCGUCUAUGCGUCCACCCAUCCAUGGAUUCAUUUAUCCAUCCAUCCACCCACCCACCCACCCGUGCACCUAUUUCUCCCUCCCUCUAUCCAUGAAUUCAUUUAUCCAUCCAUCCAUCCAUCAGUCCACCCGUCCACCCGUCCACCCAUGCACCUGUCCCUCCCUCCAUCCUUUCUUCCAUCCAUCCAUCUAUCUGCCCAUCCACCUGUGUACCUGUCCCUCCCUCCCUCUAUCCAUGAAUUCAUUUAUCCAUCCAUCCAUCCCUCCAUCCAUCUGUCUAUCCAUCCACCCAUCCACCCGUGCAGCUGUCCCUCCCUCAUUUCCUCCAUCCAUCCAUCCAUCCAUCCAUCCAUCCAUCCAUCCAUCCAUCCAUCCAUCCAUCCAUCCAUCCAUCCAUCAAUUCAUUUAUCCAUCCAUCCAUUCUGCCCGUCCAGCCAACCAUCCAUCCAUCUGCCCAUGCACCUGUCCCUCCCUCCCUUCAUCCAUCCAUCCAUC
Protobothrops mucrosquamatus (brown spotted pit viper) is the source of this 564-nucleotide messenger RNA. RefSeq names its product extensin-1-like. The record is from RefSeq and is a predicted model, not a curated record. The annotation marks the transcript as partial. NCBI's taxonomy places the organism in Eukaryota, Metazoa, Chordata, Lepidosauria, Squamata, Viperidae. The transcript has 2 exons.